Dioscorea cayenensis subsp. rotundata (Guinea yam) is the source of this 2763-nucleotide messenger RNA. RefSeq names its product receptor-like protein EIX2. The record is from RefSeq and is a predicted model, not a curated record. The coding region runs from base 1 to 2763 and encodes 920 amino acids. Gene Ontology annotation, molecular function: protein binding. NCBI's taxonomy places the organism in Eukaryota, Viridiplantae, Streptophyta, Magnoliopsida, Dioscoreales, Dioscoreaceae. The transcript has 3 exons.
AUGGGUGUGAAGCUCACUGGAGCUCUCCUAGUAGUCCUUCUCUACCUCAAAUUCAGUAUCUGUGAUGGGGUUUCAAUCAAAGGAUGCAAAGAAAAUGAAAGGAAAGCACUUCUUGAUUUAAAAGAAGGGCUUAAAGAUCCUGGCCGACGGCUAUCAUCUUGGGUUGGGCAAGACUGCUGCAUUUGGAGAGGAGUUCAAUGCGAUAACCAAACAGGGCAUGUUGUGCAACUUGAUCUUGGUAACAAGAGGCCUCUUCAUGACAUGUUUCAAUAUGGCCCACGUUCUGAGCCACUGGAAGGAGAGAUCAGUCCUGCUUUGCUCUGGUUGAAACACUUAAAAUACUUGGACCUCAGCAUGAACUUCUUUGGAGGUAUUCAAAUCCCUGCUUUCAUUGGUUCACUUGCACAACUGCGUUAUCUUGAUCUCUCUUGUGCUGGCUUUAGUGGACUAGUUCCUCAUGAGCUUGGCAAUCUCUCACACUUGCAUCAUCUUGAUCUUUCUAAUCCUUUCUAUUCUUCUUGGAACAAACUCUACAUUGUUGGAAGUUAUUGGCUCUCAAAUCUUUCUUCUCUUCAGUACCUCAAUUUGAAUUUUGUUGGCCUCUCCAAAGCAACUGAUUGGUUGGAAUCACUGAACACCCUCCCUUCAGUUUCAGAAAUAUACUUAUCAAACUGCACUCUUGAGCUUCCUCUUUCUCUUGCACAAGUUAAUCUUACAAAGCUUAAAGUUCUUGAUCUCUCUAGUAACAAUGUUCAUUCUGUAGUGCCACCUUGGUUGUUCAAGUUAAGCAGCCUUGAGAAUCUAGAUUUGAGUGUCAAUGCUUUCAAAGAGCUUGUCCCUAGUGCUAUUGGGAAUUUAACAUCUCUGAGAGUCCUCAACCUUGCCAACAAUAGAGUCCUAGAAGUUGGAGUGCCACUGAGCUUAGAAAACCUCUGCAUGUUGACCUCAUUGGAUCUUUCAGGGAAUAAAUAUCUGCAUGGUGAUCUGAAUGAACUUGGAGAAGUGUUUUCAGGUUGCAUCAAAGAUAGCUUGGAGAUACUGAACUGGGUCUUCAGUGAACUCACAGGACAAUUUCCAGAUUGGCUAGGAAACCUCAAGUCUCUCAAGAUGCUCAAUCUCUAUGGCAACUAUUUCUAUGGCCCAUUCCUUCAGCUGGGACUUCAUUCUUUGAAAAAAUUGGAUGUUUCUCGCAAUACAUUGAAUGGAAGUGUCCCAGUAAAUUUGGCUCACUUGGCUGGUCUUGCAAAGCUUCAACAUCUUGGCUUUUCUGCUAAUGAAUUUAGGGUUGAUCUUGGUUCACAAUGGGUGCCUCCUCUUGGCUUAAAAAUGCUUCUCAUGUGGAACAGCAAAUUAGGCCCAGGAUUCCCUUCAUGGAUUCAAAAGUUGGAGAAUCUCUCUGCUCUCCUUUUAUCGAAUGCUGGAAUUUCAGACACUCUGCCAGACUGGUUUUGGAACUUCUCAGCAAAUCUUCAACUUGUAGAUUUAUCACUCAAUGUCAUCAGAGGCAAGCUGCCUGCUACAUUAGAGCAUCUCUCAAAUCUUAGAUAUGUUGAUCUCAGUGGAAACUCAUUUGAAGGAUCAUUACCACAAUUUCCUGCAAAUUUAGAGUAUUUGCUUCUGUUUUCAAACACGAUUACAGGAAGGAUUCCAGAAACAUUAUGUUAUCUGAAGAAGUUGGCAGCUCUUGAUCUCUCUAAAAAUCAACUUAUAGGUGAAAUUCCUGAUUGCUGGAAUCAUUCUCUCAGACCAAGAUUAUUCACUUUUGAUUUGUCCGACAAUAAAUUAUCCGGAGGUAUUCCUACAACCAUUUGUUCCUCAUCUUUGGAUUAUUUGCACUUGAGCAACAAUAAUUUGUCAGGAAAGCUCCCUUUAUCUUUGAGAAAUUGCAGAGCCUUGAGGACUCUUGAUCUUGGCCAGAAUAAGAUUAGUGGAAGCAUACCGACAUGGCUUCCCAAGAGCUUACUGAACUUGGAGGCACUUCGGCUUCGGUCUAAUAUGUUUGUUGGUCUUAUUCCUCCUGGGUUGGGAAAUCUUACUGCUCUUCGUGUCAUAGAUUUUGCAUAUAAUCAUUUGUCUGGACUGAUACCACAUAGUUUUGGCAACUUGAAGGCAAUGAGAGUUGCUCAUACAAUUUUUUAUAACAAGAAGGUUGCAUUUGUAGCAUAUGACAAAAUCUCACUGGAUUAUGUUGACAACAUGGAGAUUCUUUACAUGACUUCAAAUAAACUCGGCCUUGGCUACAUGGACAAUAUGAGAGUCAAUCUUAAAGGCAAAGAUGUUAGGUAUGGCAAGCUAUUGCCAUUGGUCAUCUCCAUUGACCUUUCUAGGGGAAUUCCACAAGAGAUCAACAUGUUACGAUGGUUGGAAUCACUUGAUUUAUCUAUGAAUAAUCUUUCAGGUCCUAUACCAGCAACAAUGACCAUGUUAUCUUUGUUGAGUCAUUUGAACCUCUCAUAUAAUAAUUUAUCUGGGGAAAUUCCAUAUGGUGGUCAAUUAUUUUCACUUCUGGAUCCUUCAAUCUAUGCUGGUAAUUCUGCUCUUUGUGGGCUUCCAAUAAGCAAAGAGUGUAAAAAUGAUAGAGUAGCUCCACACCAAAAAACAAGUUAUGAUGGUGGUAUUGUUUCUCAAGAUGACAACAAUUGGCUUUUGUUGAGCAUGGAAGUGGGAUAUUGUUUUGGACUUUUCACUUUUGGUGGUUUGUUGCUGCUUAAGAGUGAAUGGAGCUUUUCUUUUUUUCAAUUUAUUGAUAAUUUUCAUGUGUGA